GUGUGCGUCCGUUUCCAUUUUCCCUCUCUUUUCGGUUGGAGACAGCUUUGCCGGAAAUCAUUCCGAGCUUGAUGCUAUCCAUCUUUUCUAUUCUAUCUAUAAAGAAUAAAAAUGUUUUAAAUUUUAAAAUUACGAAAUAAAAGCAACGGCUGCUUUUUUAUAUCAUGUGCUGGCCUUUCUCUCUCUUGCCAUCUCAGAGCAAGUCGGCAAUCAAGCAGAUUAAAGCUCGGAUCGACUUCAUCAAGAAGAGGAGGAAUGCUGAGCUCAAGAUUCUCAGGGGAGACGUUGCAGAUUUUCUGACUAAGGGCCAGGAUCUCAAUGCUUUUAAACGGGUUGAGAUACUUAUAAAAGAGCAGAACGUUACAUGUGGUUAUGAAAUGGUUGAGCAUUUUGGUGAAAGCAUUUUGAGCCAACUUUCAAACUUACAAAAGCAGAGAGAAUGCACUCCAGAAUGCAAAGAAGCGGUGUCAUCUCUGGCUUUUGCAGCAGCAAGAUUUUCUGACUUGCCGGAGCUUUUCACUCUCCGUAAUCUAUUUGUAAUUCGAUUUGGGGAUGUCGGGCAUAGCUCAGAUUCUUGUGUCGAUCAGAAGUUUGUAGACAAACUCUCAUCCAAGGAUCCAUCCACCAACACAAAGCUGAAGCUAAUGGAAGAAAUAUCUGAAGAGUUCUCUUUGAAUUGGGAUUCUGAGGCUUUUAGGAGAAAGAUCUUGAAUCCCAGUGUGUCGGGAUGUGAUCUUCCUCCGAAACAUAGUCCUCACCAGAAUAGAGUUGCAGCAUUCUCUCAUGUUCAGCAAAAUGGCAUGGAUGAUGCAGACUUGAAAAGCACUAAUAGAAAACCCAAGUCCUCUUCCAAAAGGCAUCAAAACAGAGAAGACAUGAGCAACUCACCCUCCAUUACAGGGCGAACGGGUCCUGCUUUGAAUGAUAGAACAAAGAGGACUCUUCCCCAAGAAGUGCGAGACGUGAAACCAAGCUAUUUGAGUAAUGCAUUACCUCCGUAUACUAAGCCAACGGUCAACAAGCAAGAUAUCAAAAACGAAACUGUUAAUGUGGUUUUCAACACAGAGGGUGAAGAUGGUGGGAUUGCAAGCAAGUUUGAGAAGAGCAAACUGCCUGGCUUGCAUGGUGCCGACCAUGAGAAGAAUAUGGAGGUGCCCACAAGAACAAAUGAGAAUGGUGAUAUGGAUAAUAGUAAUGCCCCAAUCUAUGAUAGGACCCCUCCAAAGCCACGAUCAGUUAGGAGAAGGCCUGCCAUGAAAUCUUUAACUCAAGAUCAUAAAGAAUCAUCUCGAGAUGAUGACCAUAUUGCUAGGACAGCAAUGCAACAUGAUAGAGAUGAGAAUGGUGUUCGUAAUCCUGAAUAUGAGGAUGGCUAUCAUAAAGAGAAAGAAAAUGAAAAUAAUUCUCGUAAGGAGAGAGUCAGAGAUGAGAUUCAGGUUCGUCAAGAAUAUGAGGGUGGUUCUCGAAGAGGGAGAAGCAGAGAUGAGAUCCGGCUUCAUCAAGAAUAUGAUGAUGGUUCUUGUAGAGGGAGAGACAGAGAUGAGAGAGUUCAUCAAGAGUAUGAUGAUGGUUCUCGUAGAGGGAGAAACAGAGAUGAGAUUGGAGUCUGUGAAGGACACCAUGAUGGUUCUUAUAGAGGGAGAGACAGAGGUGAGAUUCGGGUUCUUCAAAAAACCAAAGAUGGUUCUCAUAGAGAGAGAGCCAGAGAUGAGAUUUCGGUUCCUCAAGAACAUGGGGAUGGCUCUCGUAGGGACAGACACUCUAGGAGAAGUCAGAGGGUACAAGAUGAGAAACGAUACACCCAUGUUGCCCAUGAGUCCAAUGGCCAUGAUAUUGACGACGAUGAGAUGAUGAUGGACGAUCUAUUGAUACUCUAUAGUCAGAAACAACCUUCUAGUGGGGCUGGCAGGGCAAAAGCAAGGGAAAAGACUUCAACUUAUCGCCAUGAUGAUGUCGAGAAUUCAAAGUCGACGAGGUCAAAGAGAGAGGAUAUCCCUCAUCACCGAACAGUUUCACUACCAUGUGAGCAUGUUACAGCAGAUGAAGAGAUCAGAGGUCCCAUCCGAGCUGUUUCGAUGAAACCCAAUUUCGGUGUUGGUCAUGUGCAUCCUAACCUGCCUGAUUAUGAUGAAUUGGCUGCUCGAAUAGCAGCACUGAGAGGGAAAUAAGAACUAAAGGUUCUCUCUCUCUCUCUCUCUCUCUGUCUCUCUCUCUCUCUCUCUCGCUUGUAGUAUCAUUGUUACAUCCCACGUCAAUUAAGUAUUCUUUGAACGACUGAUUGUUUUUCACCCUGUGUUUGUAUCUUCUCUUUUUCUCACAUUUGUGGGGAAAAAAUGGGGUGUUUGUUUCCACCUUCUGUCUUUUCUUUAUGUGAUGAUGCUUUGACAAUUAAAGGCAACUGUGAUACCCAACCCAAUAAUAUUCAUUUGUUCAGUGU
This is a messenger RNA of Amborella trichopoda, 2437 nucleotides long. RefSeq lists its product as uncharacterized. Lineage: Eukaryota; Viridiplantae; Streptophyta; Magnoliopsida; Amborellales; Amborellaceae. Gene Ontology annotation, biological process: protein transport. The record is from RefSeq and is a predicted model, not a curated record.